AUGGCCCUUGGCACGGCCUACAGACCUAACAGUUUUGGUGUUACAGAAAUACUGGACGCUCUGAGUGACUUCGUGAAUUCAAUAGCGCAAUGCGAUUACACUUGCAAACCUGGCGAUUUUAACGUAGAUAUGGCUGACAAACAUUGCAAUAGAGCUAAAGAUAUAAUGCAAUUCUGCUAUCAACAUAACCUAGAACAACUCGUCAAAGAACCAACGAGAGUCACUGAUCGGGCUGAUACUAUUUUAGAUCUCGUCCUUACUAACACUCCAUCAAGAUGCAAAAACAUUAAAGUUAUACACAAUCGUUGUCUUGGUGAUCAUGCAUUGGUGCUGUUAGAUAUGGACAUAAGAAAACCAAAAUUUUAUAAACAAAUAAAACAACAGAGAUUACUAAGAAAUAUUAAUUCUGAUGCUUUCGCACGAGAUCUGAAACUUAUACCCUGGGACUCUAUUUAUAAUCUAGAGAACGUAGAUGAAAUGGUUCAAACUUUCAACGCAUAUAUGAGUCAAUUAUUUGAUGCUCAUGCACCUGUCCGUACGCUGACGCUAAGGGAUAAACCAAAGCCAUGGAUUACAGAUAUGUUGCUAUUCAUGUUGAGUUUACGUGAAGAUGCGUUAGAAAAAGCCCAGAAGGAUAAAAAAGAUUGCUUAAAUGAAUACAAUCGAAGUCAAACACACGUUUCGUUUGAAAUUAAAUUAUACCAUUGUUCGACUCUGUGCCUGUAA
Molecule: messenger RNA, 726 nt
Organism: Parnassius mnemosyne (clouded apollo)
Lineage: Eukaryota; Metazoa; Arthropoda; Insecta; Lepidoptera; Papilionidae
Source: the annotation of a GenBank genome assembly